Messenger RNA from Lathyrus oleraceus (garden pea), 1203 nucleotides. RefSeq lists its product as uncharacterized. NCBI's taxonomy places the organism in Eukaryota, Viridiplantae, Streptophyta, Magnoliopsida, Fabales, Fabaceae. The record is from RefSeq and is a predicted model, not a curated record. The transcript has 4 exons. The coding region runs from base 1 to 1203 and encodes 400 amino acids.
AUGGAUUAUGAAAGGGAUAUUAAUGUCAUUCGUUGUGAUGGAAAUCUCAAGAAAGUUCAAGAGACAAAGAGAUAUUAUGAUCCUUUGCAAUAUCCUAUAUUGUUUCCAUUUGGGACGCAUGGUUGGGACAUCAACACAACAAAUUGCAAUGGACAAAGAGUGUCAUGUCGAGCAUAUUACAGUUACAUGCUUCAGAUUCUCCCAAAUGAUCAAUCAAUGUUGUUACAUGCGGAUCGACUGUUGCAACAAUAUGUUGUAGACAAUUAUGUAAAAAUUGAAUCAGGGAGAUUAAGGUGGAUUAAAGAGCACCAAAGUGAUAUACGUUCUGAAUUGUACCAAGGUUUACAUGAUGCUUUGCAUGUUGGUGAAACUAAUGCAGAGAACAUUGGAAAAAGAACAAUAUUGCCAUCACCAUUUAUUGACGGUCGUCGAGACAUGAUACGACGUUAUGAAGAUGGCAUGGCUAUUGUUCUUAAUGGCGGUAAACCAAAUAUUUUUCUAACAAUGACAUGCAAUCCUUCUUGGAGUGUGAUAACAUCAGAACUUUUGCCUUUUCAAACACCACAAGAUCGUCCAGAUUUGCUAACAAGAAUAUUUCGUUCGAAAUUUGAGAAAUUGAAGGAUGAUGUUAUUAAUAAAGGAGUCUUGGGUAAAGUUAAAAGCUACAUGUAUGUCACUGAAUUUCAAAAGCGAGGACUGCCGCAUGUGUAUAUGUUGUUGGUCUUAGAAAGUAACGACAAGUUGCGUGACCUAAAAGAUUAUGAUAGUAUGGUAAGAGCAGAAAUACCUAAAUUAGAAUGUGAACCACAGUUGCAUGAAGUCGUUGUACGACAUAUGAUCCACGGACCUUGCGGCAUAAUCAACCGAAAGUCUCCAUGUAUGAAAGACGGACAUUGUAAAAAAAGGUAUCCCAAACAAUUCUUGGAUGAAACACGUCAAGGCACUGACUCAUAUCCCGAGUAUAGGAGAAGGUUUGAUGAGUCUGUAUCGUUAGGUAAAGAUAGGUUUGUUGAUAAUAGAUGGAGAUUUGUAAUAGCAUUUAAAGUAUCAAGUAUCUAUACAAAAUAUGUGUACAAGGGCCCUGAUCGUGUGGCUAUGGAGGUUCAUAAAGGAUCAUACAUGGAUGAAGUUCAGCAAUAUGUUGAUGCAAGAUGGAUUUGUGCUCCCGAGGCAUUAUGGAAAGUAUUUCGAUUCACUCUUUAA